AUCAACCACACCCUCACCGACACCCCGGACGCCACCUACUACUUCUGGGAAGCUUCGGUGCCAAACAACUUCUACGGGAUCAUGAAGGACAACUACUUGUAUCUGGUGACGAAGCAUCAAAGAACAUUUACCCAAGGGAAGGAACUGUGCGCCAAGAUACCUGGGCACCGCCUCGCCACCAUCAAGACUGCUCGCCAGUUUGAAACAGUCACCGCCAUGUUGAAAGUUAACAAUUCGGCCGUGUGGGUGGAUUUGGUGAGGCCGGGGGCACCUGGAACACCUUUGGAGUGGGGAGAUGGCACUCUGUACAUGGAAGGCACCGUGACACAGCUGGCAACCGUCGCAACACACAGAUCAGUAGCCUCGCCUUACUAUCUCCAGUCGUCAUUCUUCGAUGAUAAAAGUUAUACUGUCAUAUUCAACAUCCUGUGUCAGGCUAAUCCACUCGGUCUAGACUGGUAGUGAGUAAGUCUGUCUAAGUCUGGAGUAAUGGCAGGAUGUGUGCCAGUCUGGAAUGGUGGUAGUAUGUGUGUCAAGACUGGGGUGGUGGUAGGAUGUGUGUCAGUCUGAAGUAGUAACAGUUUGGAGUGGCAACAGUCUGGAGUAGUAACAGUGUGGAGUGGCAACAGUCUGGAGUAGUAACAGUGUGGAGUGGCAACAGUCUGAAGUAGUAACAGUGUGGAGUGGCAACAUCUGGACUGGUAGUUACAUUAAGCCUGAGUGUUUGAGAGUGAAACAUUCAACUCUGGUAAUAUUGUCUUGUGUGUUAAUGUAAAUUAUUAUAAUAUUAACAUUGUUGUCUUUAUUUAGGCAUUGUUAACAUGUAAAUGAAGGUAUAUGUAUUACUCUUUACUAAAUAGAUUGUAAAUGGAGGUAUAUUUAUCACUGUUAACAGGAAUAUUCUCAUAACAGUAAUAACCAGGUAAAAUUAACAGAAGCCAUUCAUGUUAUAUUCCUGUUAACAGAAGGUGUUAAUACCUGAGUUAGGUCAACAGUAUAGCUACAGCAACACGAGGCUCAUUCUAACACAUUAACUUACUGAAUCGAAAGUUAAUGAUCUUAAGAUGACUUUAGGAUUAUCUGUAAAGUUUUUGUGUCUCUUCAGCCAGUGAUGGAAGUUACCUGUUGAAGAUAACUUAAUUAUUGUUUUACCUUGUUUGUGCUGAUGUUUGUUGUUUGUUUAUGAUGACACGGUGGAUGGUAAGUUGUUUGGCUUGUUUCUGUUUACUUUCAUCCGCCCGUCUCCCACUCUGAUGGUGAAUACUGUGUUUGUUGCUUAAAUAAGGUGUUGGUUGUUUACAAAAUAUAUAAUGUGUGUGAUUUACUUAUACAGUCUACCUUGCUGUUCUGUGUAUUAUAUGGUCUAUAAUCUAUAAAAUCUAGAUAAUUAGACAUAUUUACUUUGCAUAUAUAAGUGUGUCUGUGUUGUAAAGUCAUCCAAAAAAGUCCUGUAGCGAGCCAUGAACCCCGAGAUUCAGA
Molecule: messenger RNA, 1479 nt
Organism: Homarus americanus (American lobster)
Lineage: Eukaryota; Metazoa; Arthropoda; Malacostraca; Decapoda; Nephropidae
Exons: 3
Coding region: 82-462 (126 amino acids)
Source: RefSeq, a predicted model, not a curated record